This is a messenger RNA of Ruditapes philippinarum (Manila clam), 2445 nucleotides long. Its product is annotated as monocarboxylate transporter 12-like. Lineage: Eukaryota; Metazoa; Mollusca; Bivalvia; Venerida; Veneridae. The transcript has 6 exons. Gene Ontology annotation, molecular function: monocarboxylic acid transmembrane transporter activity. The coding region runs from base 39 to 1997 and encodes 652 amino acids. The record is from RefSeq and is a predicted model, not a curated record. Gene Ontology annotation, biological process: monocarboxylic acid transport; transmembrane transport.
AUGCGUGUAUAAAUUAUUCUGAUUGUCAUUGCAGAAACAUGGCAAUAGAUAAAUCAUUAGAAGCAUCACUAAGUACUCACGAAGAUGCAGGACUUGAACCCGGCUCUGUAGCAGAUAAUGACCAUGGUCCGCAACAUAAUCAAGUGUCUCAUAAAGUUGCUGAUGUUGAAGAUGUAGUAUCGCAAAAUGACAUUGGUUGUGAUAAGGAAGACCCAGACACGAAGGAAGAUGACGGUCUACCUAUAGAUAGGGGCUGGGCUUGGGUGGUACUCGCUGGUACAGCCUUUUAUCUGAUUAUAUUUGGAGGAAUUAAGAAAAACUAUGGAAUCUUCUUUGUCGCAAUACAGGAAAGGUUCGGGUCUACGGCAUCCUUGACGUCAUUUUUGACCACCAUGCAAAAUCUUCUCAUGAGCUGUUCUGCACUAUUCAUAAUGACUGUAGGGAUGCAGUUCAUGUCAAACCGGACGUCAAUAAUGUACGGUUCGUUAGUUCUUACCGUAUCUCAUAUCAUCUCAGCUUAUGCUACAGACAUACGUAUGCUGUUUGCGUCUGUAGGAUUUCUAGAAGGUAUAGGAACCGCCUUGGUUCAUCCACCAAUCACGGCAACCCUUGGAGAAUAUUUCCAUAAAAGAAGAGGAUUAGCAAAUGGUUUAGCAUUCAGUGGUGCUAGUUUUGGCGGGCUAUUAUUUGCACCAAUCUAUUCAGCAUUGUUCACAGAUUAUGGAUAUGCGGGGACAUUUAUGAUAGUUGCUGGUUUAACAUUGAAUAUCCUCGUGACCAGUGCUUUAUUAAGACCAGUGAAAUCUUUUGAAAGAUAUAAUCAGAAAGAAGAAGAAAUAGAGUGUAAGAAUAAUCUUGUAAAUGGUAAAGCAAUUAUUAAUAACAGUAAAGAUGAGAAGUUGAUUUUAGACAAGAAUUUGUUAGGUCGUUCUAACAGUAUUGUUGUAGAGUCAGACAGAAAGAAAACUGACGAAUUAUUAACGCAGUUGGUAUUGGAGAAGGAAAAUGGACAUUUAGGUGUUAUACAAAACAGAGCAAUUUUACAACUUAAAGGAGACGAUGUAACUUCUGCUUUGAAAAUAUUUCGUAGUGAUUCAUACCAUCAAAAACUAGCUCCAGAUUCGGCUGCUGGGUCUCCGUUGUUACCACGUGACAGAGCUUGGUCUGUUGGGAACAGACGACCAAGGACAGUUUCUCAAAAUUCUCAUACUUCUCAUAAAGGGUUAUCGCCCUUGAAUAAUCUUGUAGAGUCACUGUCGCGGUCACGUGUGGCGUUAUAUUCAAGUGCUGACGGAAUUUGUGGAUCUGUUAUUGAUAUCCAAGAAAUUCGAAUUGAAGACUCCGCAGACGACAAAACCAAAAACGAAAAACCCAGUUUUAUUAAUAAGUUGAAAGCUUCUUUCGAUGUGAAAUUGUUCAAGACACCAUUAUUUCCAGUAUUUUUACUCAUGGCGGCUAUGCUUGCACCGGCCAGUGGUUUAAUUCCAUUGUUUAUAGCUCCUUUAGCCAAAGAUAUUGGUUUAAGUUCUGAUCAGACUGGAAUCUUGAUGUCAGUUGUAGGUGGUGUUGGAAUGUUCUCAAGAAUUAUGUGUGCCUUAUUUGCCGACAGAAAAUUUGUGAGAUUGAAUACACUUUUAGCUGUUGUUUCAAUACUGUCUGGGAUUAUAGCGCACUGUGCUAGAUUGUUCACGUCGUUUCCUUUGCUGGUGUUGAUGGCUGUGAUUAUUGGCUUGUGUGUGGAGAUAUAUCAGUCGAUGUACCCCGUUAUUCUCGUGGAGUUUUUAACUUUACCCAAGUUAAAGAGUUGUAUAGGAUUCACGUUAUUAUGUCACGGGCUAGCUGUUGCUGCUACCUUUCCUGUUGUUGGGUCGCUGAGAGAUUCCACCGGAAGUUAUUAUGCGUCAUACCAUUUCCUGGGAACCAUGUCAUUCGCUGGUGCCGCUUUUGCAUUGUCAUUGCCAUAUUUUCAUAGAAGACAGCAACAAACUCAUGUGUAACUUAUGACAUAGAGUUCAAUUCCAAAGGCGGCAAUGCAUAUGGUUUUCAGUUCAGCUACGCGCCUAGUAAUGACAUAGUUUAUGAUGUUUAAAAAUAGCCACCACAGUAUCAUAAUUAUGUAAAUAUUGGUAUAGGAAAGUAUUUCUAAGAACUGUGUAUAAAUAUUUUGGUAAAAAUAUGUACAGUUGAAAGUAACAAAUUACAAUUAACGCUGCGUUCCCAGUGCGGACUUGCGUAUCGUCUUCAGUUCAGCUACGCGCUGUAAUGACUUACUUUAUAUUUUACAAUGAUGCCCACCUCAGUUUCUUAUGUAGAUUUUUGUUUAAGAAUUCUUUAUAAAUAUUUUGAUAAAAAUAUGUACAUUUGAAAGUAACUGCUUUAAUUUUGUAAAUUUAUUGUUCAUGACAUUUUAUUUGUUAUAACUAUAUAUAUACAUUUUGGAAGGAU